CAAAGGCUUACAAACUGAUUGGCUGGUGCUUGGUGGUCUCCGGUGUCGCCUGGCUCUUACAGCCAAGCCUCUAUUCAUAUGUAAAUUAGCCCCUAUAAAUACGUACUACAAUCGUCUAACUCAAUCGUGCACGACUCGUAAAGAGUACACAAUAAACGCCUGGCCUGUUUGCCUUAAGUGUGUGGAUUUUUUGAAACUGGCACCGCCUGCCAUCUGCCCUCUUCAAGAAUCGUGACGUGACAGUGCAACAAAGCCACAGCUUUCCGAACUGUGUGGGUUGAAACCAAUAUGGCACCCUCAUCCCGACUCAGCAAAAACGAAUGUAGCAGGGAUGAAGAUGAACACUACGGUAUUAAAGGAGACAGAAAGACGAGAAAACCCUUGGUGGAGAAAAAGAGGCGAGCUCGUAUCAAUGAAAGUUUGCAGGAGCUCAGGGCUUUGCUGACGGACACAGACGUCCAGUCAAAGAUGGAGAAUGCAGAAGUUCUUGAAAUGACUGUGAAACGAGUUGAACAAAUUCUACAGAAUCGAUCUCAAGAAGUGGACACUAUGAAUCGGGAAGCGAGCGAGAGGUUUGCGGCUGGCUACAUUCAAUGUAUGCACGAGGUACACACAUUCGUGUCCAGCUGUCCUGGGAUUGAUGCGACAGUGGCUGCCGAACUCCUCAACCACCUCCUGGAAUGUAUGCCAUUGAACGAGGACCACUACCAGGACAUGCUUGUGGAUUUAAUGUCUGAGACUUCCAGUAAUGGCAGCACUUGGUCAGCGAGUGAAGGGAGUUACACAGCGCUGUUAUCACCAGGGGGUCGGAGUGUGUCCAGCUCCACCUCAUCGGCCCUUUCACCGGCACCCUCCACCACGACCAGCGAGGAUCUCUGUUCUGAUCUGAACGAUACUGACAGUGAUCACAGCCACAUUUCUCCCGAGGCUGCCGAGAACCCAGAGGUCCACAACAUGGCCACAACGACCUAUUCCGUAGGCCUAUCUAUGUGGAGACCGUGGUAAAUCGAGAAUCGGGGUCUUGUCCUCGAGAAUGAUUUCGGAAUAGUUAUGCAUUUCAGUUGGAUUGCAGUUAAAAAAAAAAGUGUGAUGGCAAGACUAUGAGAAGCGAACAGCACUGUUAUCCUCUGCGUAUCCCAUUUAGGCCAGUCCCAUAGACGGGACUCGCCCGUCUGUCUGUUUUGUGAAUAACUUGUCUAUUCACAAGGGACACCGCAAAAAAAGCUCUUUUUUAAAAAACAGAACCGAGGUUUUCUGCCACGCAAUUCACUGAAGACUUUAAACAUUACAGAGAUUAUAAAAAGGCUUAUAACUCCGCAUGUACAUUUAGGUGUAUAUAUUUCCAUAUUAUAGUGAGAUUUUCACAAGUUAAUUGGGCGUUGCUACCUUCAAUGAAGGGAGGGUAAAUUAAAUUAGAAAUGUAAUAGGAUAGUUGUUGCCCACAUGUUUAAAUUGCUCUUGAUAAUGCAGUGCCUAUGUUGUAUAUUUUGUGACUUAACCGACCGAUGUGUUAGCUUUUUUAAUAAACAAUAUAUUAAUAAAAGAACAUUUGCAGUUUAAUGCAUAAAUAAUGUGAAUUUAAUGUCAAUGUUUGUGUGUGUGUCCUAGACUAGCCCUAUACUAGAAUGUUUCUACAAGUGAACUUGUCUCCAUUGUCGCCUGUAUCGUCUGUUAACCGAUGCGAUGUGACCUCAGAUUGUAUCAAGUUCUUGUUUUCAACCCAUUAAAUGCAUAACGAUUUCGCCCAACACUGGGUUCUGCCUAAUCAGAAUUUGUUUUGCACAUGAACUAACUGAAGACGUUUGAAUAAAAAGUACUUUAAGCGCUA
Molecule: messenger RNA, 1828 nt
Organism: Conger conger (European conger)
Lineage: Eukaryota; Metazoa; Chordata; Actinopteri; Anguilliformes; Congridae
Product: transcription cofactor HES-6-like
Exons: 4
Coding region: 289-1005 (238 amino acids)
Biological process (GO): regulation of transcription by RNA polymerase II; anterior/posterior pattern specification; regulation of neurogenesis
Cellular component (GO): nucleus
Molecular function (GO): RNA polymerase II cis-regulatory region sequence-specific DNA binding; DNA-binding transcription factor activity, RNA polymerase II-specific; protein dimerization activity
Source: RefSeq, a predicted model, not a curated record